Molecule: messenger RNA, 1514 nt
Organism: Tetranychus urticae (two-spotted spider mite)
Lineage: Eukaryota; Metazoa; Arthropoda; Arachnida; Trombidiformes; Tetranychidae
Source: RefSeq, a predicted model, not a curated record
UCUCUGUCUCUUUUCAUCAACCUGAUCAUCAUCCCCUAAUCAACGUCAACAUCAGUAACAUUAAUAUUACAAUUAUCAUUGCUAAGCAAUGACCUGAAGAGGGCUAAAUCUGGUAAUCAGACUAACCAUGGAUCUCUCAGCAUGUAAAACCCUGUUUCAAGUUGAUAGAGAAGAUGCAAAAUUAUUAUAUUACCUCUCUUUCAUGGUCUUGCCAUCUUGACUCCCUUUUGCCUUGGUAUUACAGUAAACAAUUGCCUUAAGGCUCAAUAUUAACGGGAAAAUCAAGUCUCUUUUUAUCGGUUACCAAUUCAAAAUGAUGAUGAGGAUGAUAAUAAAGGAGAUAGAGAGAGAGAUAGAGAGGAAAGCCGAGUAAGUCUCCAAAAUUUUACAUUCAACUGAUAACUUUCAAAUUCAUUUAUUCAUUCAUUAACCAACCAACGAGACUUUGUUUUCACUGUAACUCUGCUUUUGUGAACCUAUUUUUUUGGUGCAAUUUUCGGCUUUCUCCAAUCUUCAAUUCCAUCCAAUAUCAACUGUGAUUCACAUUUACGCUGACAAAAGACAUCAUGUCAACCAUGCUAUUUAUAUUGUCGUUUAUAAUAUGUUUUCUUAUCCCGAUGCAAGUGUCUGGUGAGACCAAGGAAACAACGGAUUUCUUGUUCUUAAGUGAUUGCCUCUAUCAACAUAAUCAUUAUCGUAAGCUCCAUGGAGUACCAAUUUUAACAUAUGAUCGUGAGGCUCUUGAUUUGGCUCGGACUAGAGCUUUGGAAAUGAGUAAGACAGUCAGUGACGAUCCUAACUCACCUUAUUCAAAUUACACACUCAAUUGGUCUUAUAUACCGGGAACUAAAUCACCAUCUUGUAAAGCAUUGGUCGCCCAAUGGUACAAAGGAGUACACUAUUACAGCUUUGCUAAAGGCUUGGUUCCAAAGAAAGUUGAACCUUUCGCAAAGUUAAUUUGGAGACGAUCAAAGAAAAUUGGAUGUGCCCAAGUAACCAAUGAUAAUGAACAAUCUCCUGGUAUUUACACUGUUUGUGUUUACACACCCAAAGCUGAUUUAAAAACUGGUUCAUUGGAAAAUAUUAGUCCAAUUUCAAAUCCAUCAAAUUAUUACAAUUUUUAUCUACUUCGUUAAUCUCGGUUAAUAUCACAAUUCUGUUGCAUUUCUUCAUUUUUUGUAUCUUCACCAUCACCAUCAUAACUACUAUUCACCAAGAUCAUCAUAAACGCCAUUCAUCGACAAAACCAUCAUCGUACUCACCAUCACUAUCACCAACCAUCACCAUCAUAAUCAUCAUCGUUUUGUUACAAAUUUUCAAUGCAAAACUCAGAGUUAAUUUAUUCCAAUUGAAAAGGUCAACAAAAUAUCUCAACAUUCCUAGCGAUGAUUAUUUUUCCACUCAAAUGUAUUUUGUUUCUCAAAUUUGACUUGUUGUGAACAUUAAGUUUGUAUUGAAUUUUACGAUAAUAAUAGUAUAAUAAUAACACAAUAAAAAUUGAUAAUCUUAUUAUU